GGGGAUGGGAGGAAUUUGGUGGCAAAAAUGAGUGAGAAAAAAGAAAAGUCUUUAGAAACUGCAAGGCAAUGUGGCCAACAACUGCAUGCAGUCCUGAAGUGGCAGAGAAUACUGAGCUGAGCAGUCUGGCAAGAGGUAAGAGAAGCCUGCCCAGAGGAAACACAGGAAGUCCUACCUCAAGCACUAAGUUGAAACACUAAUUACCCCAGAAAGAAAAAACCUGCAAUGGCCACAGUGGUAGAACUGAACCCUACAAGUGAGAAGAGUGAGUUUGUCCUAGGAACAGCAGUAAACAAGACCCCUCCCCGGAAAGUCCUGAGUUUAUGUUCCAUGCGCUAUGGAAUAGCCUUCAUCGCACAUUUCUGCAACUUCACAUUGAUAGCGCAGAAUUCCAUCAUAAGCAUCACCAUGGUAGCCAUGGUCAACAAUACCAACCACCUACCCCACCUCAAUAGCUCUGCUGGUUUAAACGGUGAUCAGCAUGAAGCCUCAAAACAUCUUUCUAUAAAGGCCCCUGUGUAUAACUGGAGUCCUCAAACCCAAGGAAUCAUCUUCAGCUCUGUCCAGUACGGCAUGAUGCUGAUGCAGGGUCCUGGCGGAUACUUGGCAGGAAAAAUAGGAACAAAGAAAGUGGUUGGAAUUGCUCUGCUUGGAUCUUCAUUGCUCACUCUCUGCAUCCCACUGGCUGCCAGUCUAGGACUAGCUUUUCUCCUGGCAGCUCGAGCAGCUCAGGGCUUAACCCAGGGUACUGGAUAUGGGGGGCAGUUUGCACUCUGGCAGAGAUGGGCUCCUCCAAAUGAACGCAGCCGACUCUGCACCAUUGCUAUGUCAGGAAUGACACUGGGAAUCUUUACUGUCCUCCUUGUGGGCGGCAUCAUUAGUGAAGCCCUUGGGUGGCCAUUUGUCUUCUAUAUUUUUGGAGGUAUCGGUGUGCUCUCUUGCCUUCUCUGGUUCAUUCUGGUUUAUGAUGACCCUGUCUCUCACCCAUGGAUAAGUGACCCAGAAAAGGAGUAUAUUUUAUCCUCUCUGAACCAACAGUUCAGCAUAGAAGAGCAGCCACUUCCCAUCAAAGCUAUGUUAAAAUCUCUGCCUCUCUGGUCCAUGUGUCUUUGCAGUAUAACCCAUCAGUGGCUUGUUAACACCUUUAUAAUAUACACUCCAACCUACAUCAGUUCUGUGUUCAAAGUUAACAUCAGAGAUAAUGGGUUCCUGUCUUCUCUUCCCUUUUUUGCUGCUUGGGUUUUUGGUAUUUUGGGAGGCCAGCUGGCAGAUUUUCUACUGAACAAGAAUUUUAGGCUCAUAACUGUGAGAAAAAUCAUCACAAUUUUAGGAAAUAUUCCUCCUGCAGCCCUCAUUGUGGCUCUGCCCUAUGUCCAAUCCAGCUAUAUCACAACAAUUAUAUUUCUGACACUUUCCUGUGCACUGUGUUCUCUGUGUCAGGCAGGAGUCUAUAUUAAUGCGUUAGAUAUUGCUCCAAGGUAUGCCAGCCUUCUCAUGGGAACAUCAAGAGGAUUCGCGCAUUCAUCUGCUGUGCUGGUACCCGUGGUUGCUGGCUUUUUCCUCAAUCAGGACUCUGAAUUCGGGUGGAGGAAUUUCUUUUUUGUACUUUUUGCCAUUAACCUACUUGGUUUAAUCAUCUACCUCGUGUUUGGGAAAGCAGAUAUUCAAGAAUGGGCUAGAGAGAGGAAGCUCACUCGUUUGUGAAGCUGUCCCACUUGCAGUAAGGAAGUCAUUACAUACGCUGGUUCCUAUGUGGGAAAACUUUCAUGAAGAAUGAUGUCAUACAUUUCCCCCUUUCAUCCAGACUUCUUUUGAAGAAAAAUAUGAGAUGAAUAAAACAUCAAGUAAAAUGAUAA
Molecule: messenger RNA, 1856 nt
Organism: Mastomys coucha (southern multimammate mouse)
Lineage: Eukaryota; Metazoa; Chordata; Mammalia; Rodentia; Muridae
Gene: Slc17a3
Product: solute carrier family 17 member 3
Exons: 16
Coding region: 226-1704 (492 amino acids)
Biological process (GO): urate transport; monoatomic anion transport; transmembrane transport
Molecular function (GO): efflux transmembrane transporter activity; urate transmembrane transporter activity; xenobiotic transmembrane transporter activity
Source: RefSeq, a predicted model, not a curated record